CCACUGGAUCUGAGGAUAAGAGUUCCUCCUCUCCUCCUCGCAUCAUUCCCCGUGGAAACACUCACAAAGGUUCGUUUCCGCGGGACACCACAGCAUGGUUUGCAAAGCGGAGCAGUAGAUCUCCUGUGGCAACACGUAUUCUCCCUCUCUCGCUCUCUCUCUUUCUCUGUCUCUCACUCUCUCUCUCUGUCCUCACGCAAAUAUAACCAUAUUUUCCACGCUGACGGGGAGCCGGGCCAGUAUCACACGGGGGAGAGAGACUUGUCGCCAUGGGGAAACAGAACAGCAAGCUCAGGCCUGAGGCGCUCCAGGACCUGCGGAACAACACCGAAUUCUCCGACCACGAGCUACAGGAGUGGUACAAGGGCUUCCUGAAGGACUGUCCCAGCGGGAACCUCAACGUGGAGGAGUUCAAGAAGAUCUACGCCAACUUCUUUCCGUACGGCGACGCCUCCAAGUUCGCCGAGCACGUCUUCCGCACCUUCGACACCAACGGCGACGGCACCAUCGACUUCCGGGAGUUCAUCAUCGCACUGAGCGUCACGUCACGCGGCAAGCUGGAGGAGAAGCUCAAGUGGGCCUUCAGCAUGUACGACCUGGACGGCAACGGCUACAUCAGCCGCGAUGAGAUGCUGGAGAUCGUGGAGGCGAUCUAUAAGAUGGUCUCCACAGUGAUGAAGAUGCCAGAUGACGAGGCUACUCCUGAGAAGAGGACAGAUAAGAUCUUCAGGCAGAUGGACCUGAACAAUGACGGCAAGCUCUCUCUGGAGGAAUUCAUCAGAGGUGCCAAAAGCGAUCCCUCCAUCGUGCGACUACUUCAGUGUGAUCCCAGCAGCGCGUCGCAGUUCUGAAGAUCCCCCUCUCCCGAGGGAAACAAACACACACUGCAUGAAAGUUCCUGUCUUUUUGUGUAUCGGAGGGAAGGGGAAUCCUUAUCAUUUAAUUUGUAAAAAGCAUAAUCAUUUAAAGAAAGGAAAGGAGGUAGUGGUAAAGGGGGGGGGGG
Messenger RNA from Anguilla rostrata (American eel), 1003 nucleotides. Its product is annotated as hippocalcin-like protein 1. Gene Ontology annotation, molecular function: calcium ion binding. NCBI's taxonomy places the organism in Eukaryota, Metazoa, Chordata, Actinopteri, Anguilliformes, Anguillidae. The coding region runs from base 270 to 851 and encodes 193 amino acids. The record is from RefSeq and is a predicted model, not a curated record. The transcript has 5 exons.